CCUUCUUGACUGGAGCCUCCCCUCAAGGUUCUCGGAGCUGCUGGGACCACGAUCCCUUAGCGGCCAGGCUGGGGAUAUCAACACUCCAUCGCAGAUUCCACUUUCCGUGAAUGGCUGCUUGGAGCCCCAUCUCCGCGAAAGCCACCUCCGCGUGCUCCUCCUCAUUCGCUACCCUGUCGUGCUCCUCUAAGCGCCUUCUAAGAGUAGUUCCCGCCGCGCUUUGCGGGAUCUCCGGCGGAUCUGGGCCUGCUGUAGCUGGGGGUAGCCUUGGCUGCGAUCUGCGUGGCGUUCAGGUCCCAUUGGCUCGCGAUUCGCAUUUCAGGAGCCGUUAUCAUUCAACCCGGCUCGUCGCCAGAGCUACUGCCACCAUGAGCCCGCUGUCAGGCACACCAGCGGCGAAGACCAUAGUGAUUCCAGCCAAGGCGGGAAAGCAUGCAGCCACUGUCGUGUGGCUGCAUGGGCUGGGAGAUACCGGCUAUGGCUGGUCCGAUCUAUGCGAGACAGUCAACCUCCCACAUAUCAAGUGGAUUCUCCCCAGCGCUCCUAUCGCCUCUGUCACAAUCAACGGUGGCAUGCCAUGCCCCUCCUGGUUUGAUCUCUUCGGUUUGGACGCCGGUGCUCCUGAUGACGUGAAGGGCAUUGACGCGGCUGCAAGAUACGUGGCUGGGAUCCUGGAGGAGGAGAAGAAGGCGAAUCCGGACGUCAAGUUUGCAGUGGGCGGGUUCAGCCAAGGGGGCGCUCUCUCCCUCUACCUCAUGUCACGGAAGGUGCUGGGAAGGUUCGAGGAUGGUUCCAACGCCUCUUCUGUGCCCCUCUCCGCGUCUGUUGCCUUCAGCGGCUGGCUGCCCAAGUGCAGUCUGAAGCCAGGGGGCAGUGCAGCAGCAGAUGCAUCAGUGGCAGAGAGAGCAGCGGCCCAUCCUGUGCUCAUGGCGCAUGGGGAAGCUGACGGCCUGGUGCCAUUCGCCUUUGGCAAGGGCUCUGCUAAGGUGCUUCAGGAGGCUGGGUUCUCGAAUCUGACCUUCAAGUCGUAUCGAGGCAUGGCCCACUCUGCCUGUCCCGAGGAGCUGGCGGAUCUCAAAGCAUGGCUGCAGAAGCACGUGCCACCACCAUCUUGAGUCCCAACCUGCUGCUGUCUAAUAUUAUCGUAACGUUAUUAACCAUACAUAUGAAUGUUGUGUAUUAUUCUCUUUGCCUAGCAUAACCUUUCACUUGAAUCCCAGCUCCCAAGUCAUUGUGCUAACCCAGUAUGCCCAGCCAAAUUGAAUUUGAAAAAGAGGAG
Closterium sp. NIES-67 is the source of this 1279-nucleotide messenger RNA. The record is from the annotation of a GenBank genome assembly. NCBI's taxonomy places the organism in Eukaryota, Viridiplantae, Streptophyta, Zygnematophyceae, Desmidiales, Closteriaceae.